Molecule: messenger RNA, 7216 nt
Organism: Prorocentrum cordatum
Lineage: Eukaryota; Dinophyceae; Prorocentrales; Prorocentraceae
Source: the annotation of a GenBank genome assembly
GUGCUGGUGGCUGGUCGUGCUGGUGGUCGUGCUGGUGGUCGUGCUGGUGGUCGUGCUGGUGCUUGUGCUGGUGGUCGUGCUGGCGGUCGUGUUGGUGGCCGUUCUGGUGGAGGUGCUGGUGGUCGUGCUGGUGAUCGUGCUGGUGCGCGUUCGGCUCGAAGACUUGCCUCCCGACCAUUGGCUCUUCCUCACGCCUGACGAAUGCAGAGACCUGGACGCCAUGCCUGCGGUGACUUUCUGCGAGGCUGACGGCUCCACGCGCACCGUCGAGACCAAAAGCAUCCGCAGCUAUGUCUCCAUCGGCGCCUCCGCGAGGCUGCACCUGCACCCGGAGCUCACGCGCACCAUGCCGGACGGUGGCCACGAGACGUUUCUAUGCGAGAGUUGCGCGCGGCCGCUGUCGGAUCCGGCGGCCGCUCCGCCUUCGCGAUCCUUGGCUUCGGGGCGGGAUUUCGGGCUGCUUUCUCGAAUCGGGCUCGAAACUCCUUCCGAGGCUGAAGCCCUUGCCCUCGCAGACGUGCGCCUCUACAGCCUCGUGGCCAAAAUACAUGUCCCUGGACAGCGCUCCAGCGCAGCAUCUAGGUCUGUCCUCAAGGGCCACAUGAUCGCAUUCGUCCACGACGGGCCCACCGCCAUCGAAGCCCAGUUCAACGCCGCCCGACUCCGCAACGUACUGGAGCACAUCCAGGUGGUCUGCGUCGGCAACACCGACCGAGUCACCAACCUCGAACGCCGCGCUCUUUCCAUGAAGAGCGUGCAGAUGCGACCCCAUGUACUCUACAACCACCUCUCGCUACGCCGCGCCCUCGGACACGUGGCCUCCACAGACGCAUCCCCUCCGAUUGCGGACAUCGCAGCCUUGCUGGCUGACUGGUCUGCUUCUCUGUCAGCUCGCCCCCGUCACGCGGACACAGGCGACGUAGAAGAGGCCAGCCGGCCAUCGGAUAUCGCCAGCGUCAGGGACGUCGCCAUGGACGACCUCCACCAGAUUCAGUGGAAUCGUGAUCCACAGGAUACCGUCCUCGGACAACCUACCGAGCCCCAGGGCGACAUUCACGCAGAGCCCACGCUGUCCUUGGACCCAGUUGGCGUCUUCUUACAAUCCAGCGACGCCGUGGCUGGCAGUAUCUUUGAUGGUCUCGUAGACACCCUUCGACGUCCCGACCCCGAGGACAUCCACGACGAACGCCAAGAGCAACCGGAUGCCAACCCUGCUGGCCCACCCUCUCACGCCUCCGCCUGUGGCCCGCCACCCACGAAGUGCCGACGACUGAAGCGCCCCAUGAACGAGUUCACCAACAACGCCGACUUGCUGUACGGCGCCUUCUGCUUCAAAGCCUUCGCAGACAUGGUCGCCGACAAAGAUGUCUACCUCGACCGACUGGACCGCGCGAAGGCAGAUCCCACCAGUAAAGAGGCCCGGGCGCUACUCAAGCAAGUGCUCGGGUUCGUGACGUGCGGCCAGCCGCACCAAUGGCCCGCCGACGAAGCUGGCCUACUGCGCGUCCUUCGCAAACAGGGCAACGAGGGGGGCGUCUCCGCGUUCUCCGAGAAGUCCGCGCCGCACUGCGCGGACGAGUCGUACGCGUUCUCCAUGGGCGAGGCAUUCCUGCAGCGCUUGGCGACUCUGAAUCCCGUGGCAACCACGUUGCUGUGGGAACAGAUGGCGGAGGCUAUCUUCACGGAGCUCGUGGGCAUGCCGCCGCACCACAAACGGAGGAAGUCGCAGCUCAUCGACGAGAACAUCCCCCACCGUGGCAUCUUCGGAACCCCAUGGGCCUGGCAUUUCGUGACCGAAACAAACGGCCGCAAGUCCUUCCACUUCCACGCCGGUGUCAUCGCAGGGGCCUCUCCUACAUUGUUGGCCGACGUGGCUGGGUACCCACGCUUGGAGGCCGCUGCGCACGCAGCCCUGGACUCGAUGCAUACGGCCCACGCGCCAGCCGACUUGCGCGCCAUCGACGUGGCCCGCCGGACGUUGCGUAUACCAGCGGGGCGUCAGACUUUCUUCCAGACCACCGACGCGCCCACCCCAGAAGCCGUCCGAGAGUUUCACAUAGAUACCGCCAUCACAGCUGCGAAGGGAGCCGGCAUGUACAUGGUGAAGUACGUCGUUAAAGAGGCUUACGAUCUGGCAGCCUCGUUAUCCGUAUUGGCGGACGCUCGUCGUCACAUUGACCUCUACCCGUCCUCGGCUGACGACGCAGGCACCGCAGCACGGUGCACUCGCCACUUCCUACAACGAGUUCUCAAUUCCAGUGCCGCCGAGCUUGCCCCGACACAGGCGGCUGCGAUCGCUCUCGGCGUCGCGUCAAGCGGACAUUCUCACGCAUACGUCAAUGCCUGCGUGUGGGACGCCGUCCACCUCAGACGUCUAUUGCCCACCGGGGUCUCCCUGCUGUCAUCUUCUUCCUCCGACAACCCUCCGCCCGCCCCCGAUCCGCCCGACAGCGAGGAUUCGCCCUUGGGCCAACGCGAUGCCGACGCAUGCACUGGCGACCCUGACGACGUCGACGCGGCAGACGAAUGCGACCAUCCACGCCGAGGCACCUGCAGCAUCUACACCACUUCAGACGGAACGCCGAUUGCAUUAUCGCAGGCUGACCACUACGCGCACCGGUCCCAACAACUCGCCGACCUCCUUUUCGACGAGUUCGUCAUGGGGAUGCGCAUCCAGAAAGUCUCCGCGGAACAGAGGGCAAAGAUAGCCGCCGAAUCGGGCAAGAGGGGCCGCCCUACGAACCCGAGCUUCGAACUCGAACCGCCGCACCCUUUGGCGGGCCAGUACGUCAUCAGGGAAAAAUCAAAAUUCGACGUGCCGGUGUUUGUCGGAGCUCCUCCGCCCCGUCUGCCCCCCGAUUCCGCUCCGCGCAACAAGGCGCGCCAGCGUAUGGAGGUGGCCCACGCCGAGUACUUCGCCGCGCUCUUCGCACCUUGGUCCGCGGCCCAACUGGAGACCGCGACCCCGACCACUUGGAGCGCUUAUCAGCGCCGCCUGGAGGACGCGGCUCACGGCUCCGCGCCUCCUGCAUCCGACUCCGUGCGGCACGGGAAGAGUCAGGGAAUCGCGGAGGGCCGCUUGUUCCGCAUCCACCAUGUGGCGACAGCCCUCACGUCGAAUACCCGGAAGACAGAUAUUAUGAGCAAAUGGCGCAUGCGAGAUCGCACUCUGUGGUCCGAAACGACCUCCUGUCCAGACGUAGCCCUUCCCCCUGGCCGCAGCAAGGAUCAAGAGACCGACGCCGCCGCAGACAUCCGCAACUUACGCGACGCUGCCAGCGCCGACGUCAACUCCAGAGCCAUGCCUUCCGACGACGCCAACACACCGAGCCACGUGGACCAUCCCGUCGCAGACGCCUCCCCGGAGGACGGCGACCCACCAGAGUUCGACCCUAUCGACGACGAGACCUUCAUGCGUCUCGUGACGACCCCCGCGACACACUCGCCACUCUCCGACAGCAAGGGCUCCGGCAAGUGCAUCUGCUCCAGGGAGCUGGGGGACUUCGCCGACGCCAUGUGCGACCCGGCCGACCUCGACGAGGCCAGUUUUCUUGUCCCGGCAGCCUUACACCACAUCGACCUUCAACUACAACGAUUACGCGGUGUCCACGGCGUCCCUUUUGGAGGCGUCGCCCUCAUCCUGGCAGGGGACUUUUGGCAGAAACCGCCUCCGAGCUCCACGACGCUCGCAGAACUCCUCGCCAGCGCUGACGUGCCUGGCCUAUCGAGGCCAGUCCGGCACUCCCCCAUGAGCACAUCAGAUAAGGGCCUCGAGAUAUUCCGACGGGCUCGCCGCACUGUCCUGACGCAGCAGAUGCGAGCUGCCGACGACCUUGGUUUCCAGACGGAUCUGCUGCAGCUCCGGGACACGACCCCUGGCGCCCCGGUUCCAGCGAGGUUGACAGACUCGCUCCGCGAGGUUUCCACCAACGACAUCCAGACACAUCCUGCGUGGUCUUUCGCUCCCAUCUGCGUCCUGUCCAACUUCGAGCGGUACCUUCUCAACGGGAUCCAGGCCGAGCGCUUUGCCAGGACGCACUCUCUACCCUUAAUCCGAUGGCGAUACCCCUUACACGGACGCCACUGCUCUAUGCUACCAGCUGAUGUCCAAGACGGCCUUUACGAGAACGAGCCAGGCAUGUGGGGAUGCUUCGUGCGCGGGGCCCCGGCCAUGCUGCUCGCCAACAUCCAGCCCACCAAGUUCUGCGUCAACGGGGCCAUGGGUUUCCUUCACUCCCUCAGCUUCGACGGCGAUGCACCGGGAGUGUUCUUGGACGCCGUUGCAUCUGGCGGCUUCCAGGAGAUUAUCCUCGAGGAGCCCCCUGCCUCUAUCAACGUCCAGAUUUCCUUGCCCGCUGGCGAAGACGGCGCUGGGAUCGAGACCCUCGUUCCUGGGUCCGUGGUCGUUCCCGUCGCAUGCACCUCCCACGUCGAGGACUACGACGCCACCUCGUUGUUCAGCAUCCUCAAGCGCGCGCCCAAGCGCAUCCGCAUACGGUGUCACGCGGUUACGCUGGCGUUCGCUUGCACGGAUUAUAAGCUACAGGGCAAGACGUGCGACGAGUUGGUGCUCAGCGUGGCCAGCACUCGCUCUCAGAUUGAGCCUGCCAUGGCGGACAAGCUCGAGACUGUGAACGAGCGCAACUGCGGUGCCAAGACCAUGCACGUGCGAGUGCUGGACCCGAUGGUGCGCAAGACCACGAAGGACUGCGAGGUCUUCACCUGCAAGCUGAUCAGCGAGAGUGGCCUCUAUUGCACAGCCGAACAUAUGAUCUUCGGGGACUCGCCGGCGGCGCGCACGAGAGUCAGCAAAGCAUUGACGACCAAGUGGACCGCGAAAUCCGCGUGGUCUCUCUCCAAGCUGAAGCUUGUGCGCAAGAAAGAGGCCUUCCACGGGAGCCCGCACUCAUGCGUACUUCAGCUGAACAACAAGGCCAUGACCACGAAAGCAUUGGACGCGCCGGAGUCCAACAAGCUGCCGGACGAGCUGGAGCCCCCCGUGGGAGUCCAGGAUGUCCUCGACCUCUCGCAGGACCAGGCGAUCGACCUCCACGGGUUCGUCUCGGAUGUUUCUCCCGAAGCCCAAUUCAAAGGCAAGAACUUGGUGGAGGCCACGGUCUGCAACGAGGCCGGAAGCAGCAUCACCUUAAAAUUUUGGGAGGAGAACGCCCCCCGCGCAGAGCAGCUGCAGAAGAAAGAGCCCAUCUACAUCUACGGAGCGUACUUGGUCCACCCCGACAGUGGCGGCGUGUGCCUGUCAGUCCGGGAAUAUAUCAUGCUCGCCGGCGGCGUUCGCGACCUCGCCGGCGACCAGAUCCAAAGCCUGACCGUCUAUGAGGCCAAGGACUACAAGGCGCGCUCCAACGCGGCCGUCCUGGACGCGCUCCUCCAGAGCAAGACGACGCCCCCGGACGCCCUGUUCGAGAUCCCGGCAGCGUCAUUCUCCCUCAGCGACACGGAGACGUUCUUGACAAAAGAUGGGGCCCGCGUCUGGGCAUCCGUGCGCAUGGUCGACCACACUGGGUCCGCGGAGGCCAAGGUGACGGAGAAGGUCGCCCUCGCGCUGACUGGCUGCAAUGACAAAGCGGAAUUCCAGGCCGACGUUGAACAGGGGUCCGCGACGUGGGCCCGGGCGCGCGUUCGGGCCACGCUGCGCGCCCCGAAGAGCGUUGAUGGCGACAAGACGAGCACGGGCCCCCGCCUGAUCAUCGCGUGCGCGGACCCCCGGAACUUCGACGCCGUCGUCCCGCUGCCCGCCCCGCAAAGCGACAGCCGCGUCGUUCCCACGAACGCCCGCAGCAUUUCCUUGAGCGCCACCGGGAAGCUGACCAUCACCAUCGGCUCCGCGCGCUUCCUCGCGAGCGGCGCGCUCCUCCUGGUAGAGGCCACGAAAGACCCCGAGACCGUGCCGCGCGAGGGCGGCUUCGCGAUCACCAACUACAUCGUGGACGCGGCGGAGAGCGACUCCGACCAGAAAGCCGUCUUCCACGCCGUGACUGCCUGCGCGACGAAACGCCCGGGCCGCUACACGCUCGCGAAGAAAGACCAGGCGCUCAUCGUGGUCACCCACUUCGACGCCGCGACGUCCGAGUUUACCGUGAGCGACAUGUGGAAGUUGCCGCCCAGCAUCACGCCCGACGCGUUCAGGGCCGAAAUUGCUGCUGCAGCUGAGACUCUGACCAGUCGCCUCACGCGCGCCAAGCGCAAGGCCGACCCCAAGGCCGAGGGCAACUUCGACGAGUUCCUCGGGCCCGCGGUCAAGCGCAUCCACGAGGCGUUCGGCGACCCGGCCGCGCCCGCGGAGAUGGGCUACCACGCCCCGGCGCUGUCGGGCUACGACGACGCAGCCCUCCUGCCAGAGGGCGCGGGCACCCGUCCUCACCGCGUCGCCGUCCGCAUGAGGGCGAUUGCGGUGAGCCUGCAGGAGCACCGGCACAUAUUGGACAAUUCUGCCUUGCUCACGAUUGAGUGCACCAAGUCGCUCUUGCAGCAGACGGAUUGCGAUUGGAUCCCUUACCAAGGCCAGGUCAUGCUCAAGCGGUACCUGCGCGCCCGCCACGGGGACCGGUACGAGGGGCACCACGCUUCGACCGUGCCGUACAUGGAGCUGCCGGGGGACGGCACGUCAUUGUUUCUCCAGAAGCUAGCGCCGGAAGCCCACGACCUCAUCCUAUCAUACUCUUCGGGCAGCGCCGUGGACGAGUCGGCGGGCAGCACGGUGGUGAGGACGACCAAGCCCAUCAAUUCCCUGAACCACAAGCUGCUGUGGCUCCUGCAGCGCCGUCAGAGUUCCAUGCCGCUCCACUCCCGCGUGCUGUCUCUGACUGGCCUCUCGGAGCUGGAGUUCGACGACGCGGAGUACGGCGUCUGCGAGGCCCGGACUUAUGUCUGGGGGCACACGUGCCGAAAGCGCUAUCCGCCAGGUUUUUCUGCGGACACGGCGGCGGCUCACAAGCAGUGGUACCGCGCCGUGGCGCUGCCCGCGGCGUGGGCCAAGGAACAGGGCCCUGCCGACGACGCUCCUGAUCCCAAGAAGCGCAGGAAGUGCGGCGACCGUCGAGUCUACGACGAUCCCUUGGCGGACGCGGCGAUCGAGGUCGGCGUUGAGGCCUCGACGCCCGUGGGCGCGCCGCUGUGGUGCGCGGUUCCAAACGCGGCCGCCCCCGCCAGGUCUACGGCGUGGGCUGGCGCCGCGGUCCUGUUGCGCGAGGUCGAG